GGCAUUUUCACGCUUGGGCUUUCCUCUUUAUAAAAAGAAAAAAAAACCCUACCUCGGAGUGGCUGUCAAGGCAUCAAGACCCCGAUCAGGCAUAUGGCAUUCUACCCUGUCGUCAUCUUCAGAUUUUGAGCCAAUUCUUCCGGAGAUAUUUAUGCAAAUUUGGCGUACAUUCUAGUUUUGUUUUUGUCUUGUUGUGACCUAAGAGAAUAUUCAGCAAGCUGUGCACGGCAGGGAUAUUCGAGACAUCUCCCCAUCGAUAGCAGUUGUCGGGCUAUGGUGAUAUUCCGUCAAGACGCCAAUACCAUGGAAGGGUGGCAUUGAGUGCAGACAGCACGGGAGGUAUAGUCGCUGCUAUCUUGAGCAGACGCAUGGUAUCUCGGACUAAAAAGCAACCCAGACGACACGGCGUAUAACUAUCGUCCCUAUGUGUCAAACUUAACACGUUUUUGCCGCGUAACCAGCGUUUCAUAUCCAUCUUCAAGGGCAGCGUUACAACCCUUCCUCAUUAACCUACUGACAUUUCGUAUAUCAUAGUAUUAUUGGUGGUAAAUAUAGACUGGUGGUACACAACUCUCUGUAUUCAAUCACAACCAAUCGCUCAGCUGGCGCUCAGCUCAAGUUGUCUACGCGUAAUCAAGGGACUUAAUUACUUACCAUUCGGAGAGUAGAGAGAGAGAGCGAGAGAGAGAGAGAGCGCACAAACAAUAGACAGCGUUUGAAGUGUCACUUUAAACCUCAGCUUCCUCAAUUUCUUGAUGAGAUUUGAGGGCAGACGUUAAUUGGUACUGCAUUUGCAUACGGAGCUAAUUAAUUGUCUAGUGCACUGGGGGCGAGUGAGCCACAUUUGCCGUAUAGCUUUGGAUUAUAAUAGCCUCCGACUGCGCAUGUUUCUCAUGUUUAUUCAGUGUGUGUUUUUCUUCGUCCACUACUACUAAGCUGACUGGGGAUAGGUUUAUUUUGUGCGCGUGUUUAACGGCCGGUUCUCACCCCGGGGGUAAUUUAGUUUGAUCUGCUUUUCAAAACCAACAUCUGUGAAGUGACAUCCAGUUGUGAUGUAUCGGUGGUGUAGGGUCGUCUGAGCAUCUUUCAUCAUGUCUGCACAUAGGAAUCAGAGUGCGAAAAAACCGAUUGAUGAUCUAUCCGAUGCCCAAAUUGCAGAGUUCCGACAGGCCUUUUCAAUAUUCGACAAAGAUGGAGAUGGUACAAUCACACACAAGGAAUUGGCGACAGUUAUGAGAUCACUGGGUCAGAAUCCCUCCGAGGCAGAACUUCAAGACAUGAUCAAUGAGGCAGAUGCUGAUGGGAAUGGAACGAUUGACUUCGUUGAGUUUGUUAAUAUGAUGGGGUUGAAGAUGAAGGAAUUGGACACAGAGGAAGAGAUUCGAGAGGCCUUCCGAGUAUUCGACAAAGAUGGAAAUGGCUACAUCAGUGCUGCAGAGCUUCGUCACGUGAUGCUGAGUUUAGACGAGAAGUUCAUCGACAAACGAGAAGUGGAGGAGAUGAUACAUGAUGCUGACGUAGAUGGCGACGGUCAGGUCAACUACGAAGAAUUUGUCGCCAUGAUGAAUUCGGACAAGUAAACGAAGAUGGAUAAACAAGAUCGUCAAAACCGCUUGUGCCUCGAACUACACGUUAAAAACUGCUUACAAUCCGCAAAGGUGAUUCCGAAUAAUUUUACGCGCCAAUAAAAUGGCGACGUACUAUUUACUCUACACGAGAUUUUGUACAGUGAAAGUGAACAAUACGUCGAGAUAACAAACGAGCAUGCAAAACUGCACAAUGAAUGCUUGUUGUUAAACAAACUGGAGAUGUAUAUAUUAUAACGUAUUAUUAUGACUGUCGUAAAAUUAAGAUUGAGAAAUAUAUAACGAGCACUCAAUGCUAUAAAACGUUGGUCAUAAUUUAUUUUAGAAAAAAGUGCAUUGACCCUUGACCUCGAUUAUGACCCGCAGCUAAACACACAUUUUCUAGUUUACAAUAUUCACUGUGGCUUGAUAUUGUAUAUAAUUAGGACCAGACAGUCAAGUCUGUUCUAUUUUUCUUAUCCCAUGGAAGUUUUCCAGUUUCAUACUCUAAACAUUUUAGGGUCAGAGUUUCAUACUAAACAUUUUAGGGUCAGUAUUUGAGAAAGAGAUUGUACCCAUUCCAAAAUCUAAGCCGAAUAACUUUUAAACGCUCAGGAAGGAAUAUUGCGGUAUAAGCACCAGUCAAAAAGUGGCUAGGAGCAACAAAAGUAUGCUUACCAGAAAAAGGUUACCAGCCAAUACUAAUGUCACGUGUACAAUAUGUGACUGGCUCCUGCUUAGCACGCAAUUUUUAAGCAAAAUUGUCUGCUUAAGCAUGCUCUUUUAAAUUGCGCUCUGGCCUUGAAAAGGGGCACACAGCGUUAUUUUUUCAGCAAUAGGGGCUACUGGAAACAGAGCUUGUCUGCACUCACCCGUCAGUCUAUGUGAAAGAUAACACGAUCAUGCUCACUCUGUGUGAUUCGUAUAUAUUCCUACUCGCUUAUUGUUUUCAAUUUAAUAUCUGGAGAUGUGAAGAAUGUGUGUGCGUAUCCUGACUCAAAGUGAGUCGACUCCGCUCCUCGUUAGACUUGUGGACAAGUCGUAAAUGGUCUGUCGCUGUGAGAUAGUUGAGUCGUGGUGGUGGCGGGAUGAUUCAUGUUUCCGCGAUCGAAUACUGCUAUGCGAGAAUCACUGCUCUCGCACGAAGCUGCUGACUGCUGUCGACUAGUGAGGCUGCAUACAGGGGGAGAGUGAGUAGUCUCCCGAGGAUCAGCAGUCUCGCGAGAGUAUCGCCAGUGUCGGAGAGAGAUUUAACGACUUGUCCACAAGUCUACUCCUCAUUAGCAUAGCGAGGAAUAACAAAGGGACAGCGUUGUGGAGAUAGAGAGUUGUCACCAUAACCUGGAGGCUAACUCGUACAGGCAAGACUUGGAUGUAAAUAUGCAGGCAAUGGAGCAUCGUGUCAGACCAAACAAUCAAAGGGCAUCAUUCAAAGAACCCGACGUCAAAAGCGUAAUGUUUCGUGCAAAAGCUGAAUUGUGAUGAUGGCACCGUCGCCUGAGGGCGCUUCAUAUAAUUUAUUUUAAUCAUCUCGCCAGAGAUGUAUUGUCUACUCAUCGAAGAAAGGCGUGGAAGAAUUUUCACAAUGUUAUGAAAAACCGUGAUUGGGUUUAUUUAUGUGAUAAUUAUUUUCUGCAUGAGUAAUGAUUUGUGCAUUUGGACACUAAAGGCACUGGACACUAUUGGUAAUUACUCAAUAUAAUUGUUGGCAUAAAAAAAAUUGUGGUAACGAAGUACCGUAGUUUUUGAGAAAGAGGUAAUUUCUCACUCAAAUAAUAAAAGACUUCAGUUGAAGCAUUUUAGUAUGACCUAUGAAUCUGACAGCACACAAAGUAAUGCAACAAGGGUGUUUUUCUUUCAUUUCUCUUGCUUUUUCGAUGACAAAUUGAAGG
Messenger RNA from Asterias rubens (European starfish), 3457 nucleotides. Its product is annotated as calmodulin-A-like. Lineage: Eukaryota; Metazoa; Echinodermata; Asteroidea; Forcipulatida; Asteriidae. The record is from RefSeq and is a predicted model, not a curated record. The coding region runs from base 1092 to 1580 and encodes 162 amino acids. The transcript is spliced from 6 exons. Gene Ontology annotation, molecular function: enzyme regulator activity; calcium ion binding.